Messenger RNA from Fusarium oxysporum Fo47, 399 nucleotides. RefSeq lists its product as uncharacterized. The record is from RefSeq and is a predicted model, not a curated record. NCBI's taxonomy places the organism in Eukaryota, Fungi, Ascomycota, Sordariomycetes, Hypocreales, Nectriaceae. The transcript is spliced from 3 exons. Bases 1 to 399 code for a protein of 132 amino acids.
AUGAAUAAAAGUUACCGCUAUGCUUAUGGAGAAAUAUUGUUCGAUAUAACUUUCCCAUUGACGUUCCACGACCCUGCUUCAUUGCCGGCAAAUGUCGAGCUACAGGAUGGCAACGUGCUGGAGCCUUUCCCGAAAGAGUAUUUGGGAACAUACGACUUAGUACAUGUAAAGUUACUCUAUGCUGCGUUGACGAAGGACGAGUCACUUUUGGCUGUGAAGAACUUGAAAACACUGCUCAAGUCGGAUGGGUAUCUGUUCUGGUCCGAAAUAGAAGCCUACGGAUAUGCCAGUAACCCAUACUCGGCUGCCCUCCAUGAGUGGAAGAGUAUCGACUCCGCAGAGGCCGCCAACUUCGGACGUGAUCCUAUGUGCCCUGUCCUCCUACCAAGUCAAUUUUAA